Messenger RNA from Erinaceus europaeus (western European hedgehog), 951 nucleotides. Its product is annotated as olfactory receptor 5B3-like. Gene Ontology annotation, biological process: sensory perception of smell; G protein-coupled receptor signaling pathway. Gene Ontology annotation, cellular component: membrane. Gene Ontology annotation, molecular function: G protein-coupled receptor activity; olfactory receptor activity; odorant binding. The record is from RefSeq and is a predicted model, not a curated record. The transcript is spliced from 3 exons. Bases 1 to 951 code for a protein of 316 amino acids. NCBI's taxonomy places the organism in Eukaryota, Metazoa, Chordata, Mammalia, Eulipotyphla, Erinaceidae.
AUGAUGAACAGUACACAAGUGAUGGAGUUCAUCCUCCUGGGACUGACAGAUGACCUACAUCUACAGAUUCCACUCUUUAUAAUGUUCACCCUCGUCUACCUCAUCACUCUGGUUGGGAAUCUGGGAAUGGUUGUGUUGAUUCUGUUGGACUCUCACCUUCACACUCCCAUGUACUUUUUUCUGUGUAACUUAUCUCUGGUGGAUUUUGGCUACUCUACAGCCGUCACCCCCAGGGUCAUGACUGGGUUUCUUCUAAGUGACAAGGUCAUCUCCUACAAUGCAUGCGCUGCUCAGAUGUUCUUUUUUGUAGCUUUUGCCACUGUGGAAAAUUAUCUGUUGGCAUCAAUGGCCUAUAACUGCUAUGUAGCAGUCUGCAAACCCCUCCAUUACACCACCAUCAUAACCACAGGGGUGUGUGCAUUGUUGGCCACUGGUUCUUACAUCUGUGGUUUCUUGAAUUCUUCAAUUCACAUUGGGGAUACCUUCAGUCUGUCUUUCUGUAGGUCUAAUGUGGUCCAUCACUUCUUCUGUGAUAUUUCAGCUGUCAUGGUUCUCUCUUGCUCUGAUAGGCAUUUCAGUGAGUUGGUUCUGGUUUCUUUUUUUUUUUUUUUUCCUCCAAGUUUCAACAUCUUUUUUGCUCUCUUGGUUAUCUUGAUAUCCUACACUCUCAGAUUCAUCACCAUCCUGAAGAUGCCAUCAUCCUCAGGAUACCAGAAGGCCUUAUCUACCUGUGCUUCCCACUUUGUUGCUGUUUCUAUCUUCUAUGGAACAAUUAUCUUCAUGUACUUACAGCCCAGCUCCAGCCAUUCCAUGGACACAGACAAGAUGUCGUCUGUGUUCUAUCCUAUGAUCAUCCCAAUGUUGAACCCAAUAGUCUAUAGUCUGAGAAACAAAGAGGUGAAGACUGCAUUCAUGAAGGUUAUUUUAGGGGCUAAAUUGUCUUCAGGGUGA